Messenger RNA from Ananas comosus (pineapple), 1464 nucleotides. Its product is annotated as CRS2-associated factor 2, mitochondrial. The coding region runs from base 59 to 1111 and encodes 350 amino acids. Gene Ontology annotation, biological process: Group II intron splicing. Gene Ontology annotation, molecular function: RNA binding. NCBI's taxonomy places the organism in Eukaryota, Viridiplantae, Streptophyta, Magnoliopsida, Poales, Bromeliaceae. The transcript has 5 exons. The record is from RefSeq and is a predicted model, not a curated record.
UAAACCGGGAGUAUAACUUCGGACUAUUCUCAAUCCACUUCGGCUUCGUCCCCGCUUCAUGCUCCGGAGGCUUCUCCCAUGGCCUCACCACGCUCCCCAAACCCUAACCCUAACCCUAACCCUAACUCGCUCUAAAUCCCAGUCCCCUUCUCCUCCACGCGAUUCCUACGACCCCCCCUUCUCCCCCAUCUCCCCCAAAUCCCCACCGGCAAAACCCACCAACUCCCUCCCCAAAACCCUAAGCCCCAAUCAGAUCAAACCCUCUGCCCCCUUCCACUCCGACCUCCCCUUCGACUUCCGCUACUCCUACUCCGAGUCCGACCCCUCGGUGCGGCCCAUCGGGUUCCGCGAGCCCCCGCGCUUCUCCCCCUUCGGCCCCGGGCGCCUCGACCGGAAAUGGGACGGCGUGGUCGCGCCGGCGCCGGAGCCGGCGCCGGUGGUGGGAUCCGCCGAUCGGAGGAGCUCGGUGCUUGGCGAGCCGCUCACGGAGGAAGAGAUCGAGGAGCUGAUCGAGCGGUAUCGACACAGCGACUGUUCCCGGCAGAUCAAUUUAGGAAAGGAUGGCGUGACGCAUAAUAUGCUUGACGACAUCCACAACCAUUGGAAGAGAGCUGAAGCUGUGAGAAUCAAAUGUUUGGGGGUGCCGACUCUCGACAUGGACAACGUUUGCUUUCAUCUUGAGGAUAAAACUGGAGGGAAAAUCAUCUACAGGCGAAUCAACAUUCUCCUUCUAUAUCGCGGUCGGUACUAUGAUCCAAAGCAAAGGCCGGUCGUACCAUUGAUGCUGUGGAAACCGCUCGCACCUAUUUAUCCAAGGCUCGUACCAAAUGUUGCUGAAGGUCUCAGUUUCGAGGAAACGAAGGAGUUGAGGAACAGUGGGUUGAAUUCCCCGCCGCUGAUGAAACUAACCAGGAAUGGUGUGUAUGUGAAUGUGGUGGAUAAAGUUAGAGAUGCCUUCAAAACUUCGGAGGUGGUGAGACUAGACUGUGCUCAUGUCUAUGCGAGUGAUUGCAAGAAGAUUGGAGUGAAGCUAAGAGAUUUGGUGCCUUGCAUUCCUCUCUUGUUCAAAGACGGUCAGAUAAUACUGUGGAGGGGCAAAAGGAGAAUCUGAGCUCGGUGCUGUGUGAUUCAUGACUCUAUGUGGAGACAGAGUCUCCGCCAUCUCAUUUGUCGGCGCUGUCGCAAGUGUAGAGAUGAUUUAGAAAUAAGCGGGUCGCGGUUACCUUUAUAGGGCUUUUCUUUUCUUGUGGGACGUAUGUUGGUGUUCCUGUGGGCGAACUUUUAGCAUCCAUUGGGAACCUUGCUUAGUCAACUGAGUUUUGUAUUGAAAGCAGAGUAGUUGGGUCACUACAUGCAAGGAUGUAGUUUAUUUGAUUAAAGAAAAAUCAUGUUUUGAGCAAUACUAUUCAUGUUUAGUGGCACAAUGCCUUAAUUUUGAAGCGAGAAACUUUAGUAGUUGUUUUA